CCGCUCCCAGCACGCACCGGGGGGCACGAGUGGGGUGCGUGGGCGUGGCGCCGCGCAGUGUAAGCUGGGAGCUGUAGUUGCCCCCGGGGACGGUGCCGUGCCGGAGCCGCCAUGCCGGAGGGGACCGGAGCGCUGCGGGAGGUGCUGCCCAAGCAAGGGCAGCUCUCGGUGGAGGACAUGCCCGCCCUGGUGCUGUGCAAGCCCAAGAUCCUGCCCCUCAAGUCGGUGUCGCUGGAGAAGCUGGAGAAGCUGCAGAAGGCGGCGCUGGACGCGGCCCAGGCGGCCCCGCCGCCAUCCGCGGGGCCCGCGCCGCCCCGGCAGUAGCUCGGGGAGGGUCGUGCCCGGCGGCAGCCGCGAUCGGAGGUACCGCUGUGGAGCGGGGCUGCCGAUGAGCGCGGCCUGAACGCGGGCGGUGGUGCCGGCUGGGCGGGGAGGCCGCGCGAAGGGCGCUGGCGGUGUAGGAGCUGCGCUGGUCGCUGCCCUGGCGCAGUGUUAAACGCGUCUUUAGAGCUACCAGAAAAGACAAACGGGAGGAAGGGAGUUCCACAUCCCCUGCUCCGAGCCGGGCUUGCCAGACCCGCCUGAGCACUGAAGCGCUUGGCUCCUCGAGCACAGCCUAUUCCCGGCCUGGAAUGGCUAUUCCCAGCAUUUCAGAACACCUGAAAUAUUGACGUGAAACUGAAAAACAAAGGAGAGGCUUUACCGAGUUCCUGGAAGCGAGUCAUUCUUAGAUCCAUCUCGUUCUUGAGCAAGGGCUGCACGAAGCUCUGCUGCAAAGACAGGUUCACAGUAUCUGUGUCAGCCUGGACGCUCCUACGCAAGUCAGUUGUGUUUUCCAAAACAUUCUGGUAAAUACUCAUUUGCCAUGAAUUUAAUUAUUCUGUGCUCUCCUCCUGAUUGCAAUACCAAAGGGCAGCGUUAGAUGUACUGCUUAAUUUAUUCUGUUUAAAAUAAAUAAAAAGGAGGCAGAAACAAGAUCUUCACAAAAAAUAUUUUUAAU
Zonotrichia leucophrys gambelii is the source of this 1000-nucleotide messenger RNA. RefSeq names its product BBSome interacting protein 1 (gene BBIP1). The transcript has 2 exons. Gene Ontology annotation, biological process: cilium assembly; receptor localization to non-motile cilium. The record is from RefSeq and is a predicted model, not a curated record. Lineage: Eukaryota; Metazoa; Chordata; Aves; Passeriformes; Passerellidae. Gene Ontology annotation, cellular component: BBSome. Bases 112 to 324 code for a protein of 70 amino acids.